AUGCCAAUGUCCAGCGACUUGGCCGCGGCUAUUGAAGAUGAGGACCCCCACGUAUCGCAGGGGCGCCCCACCUACGAGAUUUCCGCUUUCCAAAAGAUGAUCUCGGCCUGUUCCGGAUCACUUAUCACCUCAUUUGCAGUAACGCCAUUCGAUGUGGUUCGAAUCCGUAUGCAGCAGCAGGAGGUCAUGAAGCCACCGGUGGGCUGUUGCGAGCCGCUGGCAAAAAAUGGCGCUUUUCCGAAGCGCGUGGCGCCAGUUCUGCCUGUUUUAGACCUGUUCUCACCAAAGGUGUUCUGGGUAAACCAGCACUAUUGUAAUUCUCCGCAGACAUGUCCAAAGAUCACCGGCACGUUCCAAGGAAUGAUGAGCAUCACCCAUAAUGAAGGCGUUCGUGCGCUCUGGCGGGGACUUUCGCUCACGCUAUUUAUGGCUGUACCAUCCAACAUCAUCUAUUUCACCGGAUACGAGUAUAUUCGUGACCGAUUUAUUUUCCAGCUGCCGGUCAUCACCCCGCUUCUAUGUGGGUCCUUGGCGAGAGUCAUGGCCGCCACGGUCAUUUCUCCAGUGGAGCUCUUGAAGACCCGGUUCCAGUCCAUUCCUUCGGACAGUUUGAGCGGGAACGCGGGCGCAGGCGCACGCAGCAAGGUGCUCGUGUCGUUGAUACGUGAUCUGGCGAAGUUGGUGCAAACACACGGUGUCGGCUCAUUGUUCCGUGGAUUAAAGAUCACGCUCUGGCGCGAUGUGCCAUUUCUGGGUAUAUACUGGCUGAGCUACGAGUAUUUCAAGAAGACGUUUGGUAAGGCAUUGGAUGUGAGUUUCGAUAGCCAUGCCCAAAAGCAAGAAGACUGGAAAAUCUUCACGGUGAGUUUCCUUUCAGGGUCUCUAGGCGGACUGAUAGCUGCGCUCUGCACCAACCCCUUUGAUGUUGGCAAAACGCGGCUCCAGAUCCAGGCAGAGGCUGACAAGAAGCCCAAGUUGCGCCAAUCGAUGUUCCGCUUUCUCUAUACCAUCUACCAGAAGGAGGGCAUUUCGGCGUUGUAUGGUGGCUUUGCACCUCGGGUGAUGAAAGUGGUUCCGCUGUGUGCAAUCAUGGUCUCUUCAUAUGAGAUCGGAAAGAAAAUAUUUAAGGAUACCUUGUAA
Messenger RNA from Australozyma saopauloensis, 1140 nucleotides. RefSeq names its product Mtm1p (gene MTM1). The record is from RefSeq and is a predicted model, not a curated record. Gene Ontology annotation, cellular component: mitochondrion. Gene Ontology annotation, biological process: mitochondrial transmembrane transport. The coding region runs from base 1 to 1140 and encodes 379 amino acids. The transcript has a single exon. Lineage: Eukaryota; Fungi; Ascomycota; Pichiomycetes; Serinales; Metschnikowiaceae.